AUGAAUCUUACACCCAAGCGCAAGUGGUACCUAGCAUUUGUGAUUGCAGUCAGUGCUGGAGGAGUACGUUUAGUGGAUGGCCCAUACAACUGCUCUGGCAGGGUGGAGGUGUACUAUGCAGGCCAGUGGGGUACAGUGUGUGAUGACAACUGGGACCUGCUGGAUGCCAAGGUAGUGUGUAGAGCACUGGGCUGUGGGGCAGCCCAGAAGGCCCUGGACCAGGCCCACUUUGGCUGGGGUAAGGGGGAAAUCUGGCUAGAUGAUGUGGAAUGUUCUGGGAAUGAAGAGUCACUGCUUAGCUGCAGCUCAGAUGGACUGGGGUCACACAACUGUGGACACUUUGAGGAUGCAGGAGUGAUAUGUGAGGGUCAGUCAGUGGUCCCAGAUGAUGGCCCGUUGAUCCGGCUGGUGGAUGGUCCUGAUCAGUGUUCAGGGAGGGUGGAAGUGUAUUAUGCGGGGCAGUGGGGUACGGUGUGUGAUGAUGACUGGGACGUGAGCGACGCUGACGUGGUCUGCAGACAGCUCAGCUGUGGGUGGGCUAUGGAUGCCCCCGGACAGGCCUGGUUUGGUAUGGGAGUUGGCAUUCCCAUUCUGCUGGACAACAUAGCCUGUGUUGGCACAGAAGGCACUCUCUUUGACUGCCCUUCUGAGGCGAUAGGUCAUCAUAACUGCAUGCAUCCUGAGGAUGCGAGUGUGGUCUGCUCAGGUUCACACCAGACUGGACCUUCAAUUCGCUUGGCCGGUGGCUCCAACAACUGCUCUGGUAGAGUAGAGGUGUUCCACUCUGGCCAGUGGGGUACAGUGUGUGAUGAUGACUGGGAUCUGAGGGAUGCCCAGGUGGUGUGUCAAGCACUGAGCUGUGGGAUGGACCAGGAAGCCCCAGGUAGAGCCUGUUUUGGUCAGGGCUCAGGACCCAUCACUCUGGAUGAUGUGUCGUGUGAGGGCACAGAGAGAUCAUUACAAGACUGCAGCGGAAGUGAACCAGGGGUACACAACUGUGACCAUAAUGAGGAUGCAGGAGUCAUCUGUGCAGAUGGCAUCUUUGAAGUGCGUAUAGUCAACGACCCCAACAACUGCUCUGGUAGAGUGAAGGUGUUCCACUCUGGCAAAUGGGAUGGCACUUCCAGAGUGCGUCUGGUCAACGGCACCAACAACUGCUCUGGUAGAGUGGAGGUGUUCCACUUUGGCCAGUGGGGUACAGUGUGUGAUGAUUGGUGGGAUCUGAGGGAUGCCCAGGUGGUGUGCAGAGAGUUGGGCUGUGGAGAAGCUCAAGAGGCCUCUAGAUCUGCAGAGUUUGGAGAAGGAAGUGGCUCCAUCUCUCUGGAUGACCUGGCUUGUUCUGGCUCUGAAGACUCUUUGCUGCAGUGUCCCCACAGUGGACUGGGGAACCAUAACUGUGUCCACUAUGAAGAUGCAGGAGUUACCUGCACUGCUGAGCUUUCACAGGUGUGCCCCAUCAGCACUGAUGACCCUCCCAGCUCCGCCCACCUCUCCUACUCCGCCCACCCAUCUCCUGCAGGAAGUAAGCGCAUCAAAACCCAGUAG
Messenger RNA from Salvelinus namaycush (lake trout), 1545 nucleotides. Its product is annotated as deleted in malignant brain tumors 1 protein-like. The transcript has 8 exons. The record is from RefSeq and is a predicted model, not a curated record. Lineage: Eukaryota; Metazoa; Chordata; Actinopteri; Salmoniformes; Salmonidae. Gene Ontology annotation, cellular component: membrane. The coding region runs from base 1 to 1545 and encodes 514 amino acids.